AACAAAAUAAAAAAAGCGCAUGCUACAGUAGCAUAAACCGCUCUUUCAAGGGUUUUGUGUGUUUUCCAUUGAAACAUUUCUCUAAAAAUGGCGAAUCCAAGGUGUUAUUUGGACAUAAGUAUUGGUGGAGAACUUGAAGGAAGAAUGGUCAUUGAACUUUACAAAGACAUUGUUCCUAAAACUGUUGAAAAUUUUAGAGCUCUUUGUACUGGUGAAAAAGGCAUUGGACCUCACACUGGUGUUCCUCUCCAUUACAAGGGUUCUUGCUUUCAUCAUGUCGUCAGAGGCUUUAUGUUACAAGGCGGGGAUAUAUCUGCUGGAAACGGAACUGGUGGGGAAUCAAUUUAUGGCUUGACAUUUGAAGAUGAAAAUUUAAAACUUAAACAUGAAAGAAAAGGGAUGCUUUCUAUGGCUAAUUCUGGUCCAAAUACAAAUGGGUCUCAAUUUUUCAUCACCGCUUCUCAAGCACAUAUUCUAGAUGGAAAGAAUAUUGUGUUUGGAAGAGUAAUCAGGGGUUUGGGGAUGAUUCGUGCAAUUGAACAUGGUAAAACAAGUGAAGAUGGUUUUCCUGCUCUUCCUGUGACAAUAGAGGAUUGUGGAGAAAUUCCAGAGGGAGCAGAUGAUGGCACGAUUAACUUCUUUAAAGACGGUGACACUUACCCUGAUUGGCCAAUAGAUCUUGACGUGAAACCAGAUGAAGUUGCUUGGUGGAUAAAUGCUGUUGACUCUAUCAAAGGCUUUGGCAAUGAACAUUACAAGAAGGAAGACUAUAAGAUGGCUAUCAAAAAGUACAGGAAGGCUGUUCGUUAUACUGACUUGUGCUGGGAUAAGGAAGACAUUGAUGAAGCAAAAAGCGAGUAUUUGAGGAAGACAAAGUCCCAGAUACUUGCAAAUAGUUCUGCCUGUAAACUGAAGUUAGGAGAUCUAACUGGAGCAUUGUUGGAUGCUGAUGCUGCAAUUUAUGAUGGAGAAGACAAUGUCAAAGCUUUUUACCGCCAAGGCCAGGCAUAUCUGGCAAUGAAUGCUAUAGAUGCAGCAGCUGAAAGUUUUAAGAAGGCACUGCAGUUAGAGCCAAACAAUGGUGGGAUAAAGAAGGAGCUCGCUGCUGCAAUGAAGAAGAUUACUUAUAAACUAGACCAGGAGAAGAAGGGUUAUGCUAAAAUGUUUCAGUAAAAUUUCCAAUGGCUGUUAGUAAUACUUGUUAGUUGAAUCUUUUGGCACAGAUCACAAUAGACAUAUAGUGGUGCAGGUUUACAUCCUGGCCUCAAACAAGCUAGAAUCAGGGUUUUUUCUCAACUUCUCAUGGAGUACAAAAACUAACUAUGGUGAAUCAAAGUUUGAGCUGAUUUUUGACUUGACUUCUAAUUCUGCUAGUGGGAGUUCUUUUGUUGAAUACGAAAUAUAUAGGACUGAAUAUACCUCAACGUGUUUUGUACAGAAAGGAAAGGCAAUUUAAUGCAGGAAAAAAAGUAUCUUUCCGUUCUAAUAUAUAUGGAUGUUUGGAUUACCCAACUUAGUUACAUGUGGCUUCAGCAAAAGCUCUUUGUCUCA
Lycium barbarum (goji berry) is the source of this 1551-nucleotide messenger RNA. Its product is annotated as peptidyl-prolyl cis-trans isomerase CYP40-like. The record is from RefSeq and is a predicted model, not a curated record. Gene Ontology annotation, molecular function: protein binding; peptidyl-prolyl cis-trans isomerase activity. Lineage: Eukaryota; Viridiplantae; Streptophyta; Magnoliopsida; Solanales; Solanaceae. The transcript is spliced from 10 exons. Gene Ontology annotation, biological process: protein folding; protein peptidyl-prolyl isomerization. The coding region runs from base 88 to 1173 and encodes 361 amino acids.